AUUUCAUUCCUCGGCUGCAAUCGCUACCGAAAGCACGUCUCUCUUGAUAACAUAAGUUCCUAAACUUAAACUAUCAGUUCCAGCGACAAGACAGAUGAAAAUGAAGAUUUUUCUUCUUCUGCUGCUGCUGCUGGGAGCAGUGAUACACAGCACUGAUGCUGUGACCCACUCGCUGCAGUAUUUUUACACGGCAUCUACUGGCAUGGAACAAUUCCCACAAUUUGUUGCAGUGGGUAUAGUGGAUGGUCAGCAGAUUGAUUAUUACGACAGUGUGUCUGAGAAGAACGUGUUGAAGCAGACAUGGAUGGAAGGAGUUCGAGAUGAGAAGACAAUCACAGAUAUUAGAAAAGGACUUCAGCAAUCCUUUAAGGCCAAUGUUGGAGUGGUAAUGCAGCGGUUCAAUCAAACAGCAGGUGUUCACAUUGUCCAGUGGAUGUACAGCUGUGAGUUUGAUGAUGAGACUCAAAAGGUCACUGGCUAUGAACAAUAUGGCUACGAUGGGGAAGACUUCCUAUCAUUGGACAUGGAGACAAACACAUUUAUUGCUCCAAAACAACAGGCUGUAAUUACUCAAAACAAAUGGAACCGUGACAAAGCUCUGCUGGAGUACAAAAAUAAUUACUUCAACCAGGAAUGUCCUGAGUCGCUGAAGAAAUAUGUCAACUAUGGGAGAAACUCUCUGAUGAGAACAGAUCGUCCAUCAGUUUCUCUCCUCCAGAAGUCGUCCUCCUCUCCAGUCAGCUGCUUCGCUUCAGGUUUCUAUCCUAACAGAGCUGAAAUGUUCUGGAGGAAAGAUGGAGAGGAGAUUCAUGAUGGUGUGGAGAAAGGAGAGAUCAAGCCCAACAAUGAUGGGACCUUCCAGACGAAUGUUAACAUCGAUCUGUCAUCUGUCCCAACUGGAGACUGGAACAAGUAUGAAUGUGUGUUUCAGCUCUCUGGAGUCGAUGAAGACAUCACCACAAGACUGGAGAAAACAAGAAUCUUGAUCAAUGAAUCAAAUACCAUCAAUUUGAUCAUCCCUGUUGUUGUUGCUGCGGCUGUUCUUGGUCUCAUUGCUGUGAUUGGAUUCAUUAUUUACAAGAAGAGAAACGCCAAGCGUCCACCAUCUCCUGUGGUAAACGGUCAGGCUCCAGAGGAAACCAAGUUUCUUCCACAAGCAUGAAAAUGCAGAAACAGACCAACA
Gambusia affinis (western mosquitofish) is the source of this 1183-nucleotide messenger RNA. Its product is annotated as class I histocompatibility antigen, F10 alpha chain-like. NCBI's taxonomy places the organism in Eukaryota, Metazoa, Chordata, Actinopteri, Cyprinodontiformes, Poeciliidae. The record is from RefSeq and is a predicted model, not a curated record. The transcript has 7 exons. Gene Ontology annotation, biological process: immune response. Bases 95 to 1162 code for a protein of 355 amino acids. Gene Ontology annotation, cellular component: external side of plasma membrane.